Messenger RNA from Puma concolor (puma), 1662 nucleotides. RefSeq names its product serine protease 53 (gene PRSS53). The record is from RefSeq and is a predicted model, not a curated record. Gene Ontology annotation, biological process: proteolysis. Lineage: Eukaryota; Metazoa; Chordata; Mammalia; Carnivora; Felidae. Gene Ontology annotation, molecular function: serine-type endopeptidase activity.
AUGAAGCAGAGCUGGGGACCAGAGCUGCUCAUCCUGGGAGCAGUGGUUCUCAUGGAGGGUCUUCAAGCAGCUCAGCACGUAUGUGGGCAGCGUGGCCCUGGCCCCCCCGAGCCUCAGGAGGGCAUCACAGCACCUGGUGAGUGGCCCUGGCAAGCAAGUGUGAGGAGGCGGGGGGUCCACAUCUGCAGCGGAUCCCUAGUGGCAGAUACCUGGGUCCUCACUGCUGCCCACUGCUUUGAAAAGGCAGCAGUGACAGAACUGAACUCCUGGUCAGUUGUCCUGGGUUCUCUGCAACGUGAGGGGCUGAGCCCAGGGGCCAAGGAGGUGGGGGUGACCGCCCUGCAGCUGCCGAGGGCCUAUAACCACUACAGCCAAGGCUCAGACCUGGCCCUGCUCCGACUCGCCCACCCCAUGGCCCGCACACCCCUCUGCUUGCCUCAGUCUACCCAUCGCUUUCCUUUUGGGACCUCCUGCUGGGCUACUGGCUGGGAUCAGGACACCAAUGAUGCUCCCAGGACUCUACGGAAUCUGCGCCUGCGUCUAAUCAGCCGCCCCACGUGUAACUGUCUCUACAACCGGCUGCACCAGCGGCUGCUGGCCAGCCCAGCUCGGCCUGGGAUGCUGUGUGGGGGCGCCCAGCCUGGGGUGCAGGGGCCCUGUCAGGGAGAUUCUGGGGGCCCCGUGCUGUGCCGUGAGCCUGAUGGACAUUGGGUUCAGGCUGGGAUCAUCAGCUUUGCAUCAAGCUGUGCCCAAGAAGACACUCCUGUGCUGCUGACCAACAUGGCUGCUCACAGCUCCUGGCUGCAGGCUCGAGCUCAGGGGGCAGCCUUCCUGUCCCAGAACCCAGAGACCCCAGAGAUCAGUGAUGAGGACAGCUGUGUAGCCUGUGGAUCCUUGAGGAGAGGAGGUCCCCAGGCAGGAGCCCCCUCCCCAUGGCCCUGGGAUGCCAGGCUGAAGUACCAGGGGAAGCUGGCCUGUGGUGGAGCCCUGGUGUCAGAGGAGGUAGUGCUGACUGCUGCCCACUGCUUCAUUGGGCGCCAGACCCCAGAGGAAUGGAGCAUAGGGCUGGGGACCGGACCAGAGGAACGGGGCCUGAAGCAGCUCAUCCUACAUGGGGCUUAUACCCACCCAGAGGGGGGCUAUGAUGUGGCACUCCUGCUGCUGGCCCAACCUGUGACACUGGGCCCCAGCCUUCGGCCCCUCUGCCUGCCAUAUGCCGACCACCACCUGCCUGAUGGGGAACAUGGCUGGGUCCUGGGGCUGCCCCGCCAAGAAGCAGGUGCCAGCUCCCCUCAGACAGUGCCUGUGACCCUCUUGGGACCCAGGGCCUGCAGCCGGCUGCAUACAGCUCUUGGGAGCGACAGUAUCCCCAUUCUGCCAGGAAUGGUGUGUACCAGUGUUGUGGGUGAGCCGCCCCACUGUGAGGGCCUGUCCGGGGCACCACUGGUGCACGAGGUGAGGGGCACAUGGUUCCUGGCUGGGCUACACAGCUUUGGAGAUGCCUGCCAAGGCCCUGCAAGGCCUGCAGUCUUCGCGGCACUUCCCACCUAUGAGAACUGGGUCAGCAGUUUGGACUGGCAGGUCUAUUUUGCUGAGGAGCCAGAGCCCGAGGCAGAGACUGGAAGCUGCUUGGCUAACAUGAGCAAACCAGCUGGCUGUUGA